This is a messenger RNA of Chelmon rostratus (copperband butterflyfish), 1687 nucleotides long. RefSeq names its product cdkn1a interacting zinc finger protein 1b (gene ciz1b). Gene Ontology annotation, molecular function: nucleic acid binding; zinc ion binding. Bases 103 to 1341 code for a protein of 412 amino acids. Gene Ontology annotation, cellular component: nucleus. NCBI's taxonomy places the organism in Eukaryota, Metazoa, Chordata, Actinopteri, Chaetodontiformes, Chaetodontidae. The transcript is spliced from 14 exons. The record is from RefSeq and is a predicted model, not a curated record.
GUCAGUCUGUUUACAUGUCGCCGAGCUAAGCUAGCUUUAGCCAUCGCUGAGCGGUGAGUGUUGGUGCAGGGAGGUCAAAGGUCAUCUGAGCCAGGCUUCAGCAUGGUCAAACAGCCACGGAGAACAGACAGGUGUUUUGUACCUGCUGUGAUGAACGGGGUGACGCGGGUUCGAUUCCCUGUCGGCCUCUCACAGCCGAGACAGCCUGUGACUCACCAGGUUUCAGGCAGGAAGUGGGCGGGUUCAGGGACAGGAAGCACUGACAACCGGCUGUGUUGUAGCUCCACCACCACAGAAGAAGAGAGAGGAGACCCAGGAGCUGACGGAGGUUCAGGAGAGACGGAGACAAAGAGGGCGAGACUGGACAGAACUGAGGAGGCUGCUGGUCCGGCCAAUAGAGAGCGAGUCCCGGGGUCAUGUGGUCAACCAGGAAGUGAGAGCUGCUGCGCACAAGAUGGUGGUCCUCCUCCAGACCAGCUGGGGUCAGCAGAGCGGAGUGAGGACAGCAGAGCAGCUGAGCUGCAGAGUGUGGCGUCUCUGAAGGUCACCAUCCAGCAGAGCAGUGAGAGCAGAGAGUUUGGACAGACAGACAGGACAGCUGACAGACAGACAGGUGGACUCCACUGUCACGUCUGUAACCUCACCUGUCGCUCUCUGCAGGUGUUUCAGGAACACAUGGUCGGAUCAGAACACCUGAGGAAACUGAAGGACAUCACACAGUCAAUCUGCCUCAAUACACACACACAGCAGGACAGGGGGCAUUGGCCUGACACGCAGCGCUGGUGCGACACCUGUCAGACUCACUUCAGCGGCGAUGUCAUCAUCCAUCGACGGACGAAACAACACAAGGUGUGUAAGCAGCUGUGUCGUCCCUUCUGUCCGGUCUGUAAACGUCACUUCAGGACCCCCAGGAAGUUUGUGGAGCACAUGAAGUCUGCAGAGCACAAGCAGCAGGUGCACCUGCAGGAGGCUCAGGAGGACGAGCUGAUCACAGUGGAUGCUGUCGGCUGCUUUGAGGGAGAGGAGGAGCGGCAUGAGGAGGAGGAGGAAGAAGAACUAGAAGUAGCUGAUGAAGAGGAAGAGGGUGGCGCAGGCAAAGAAGGAUCAGUGGAGGAAUCGUUGGAGGCAGCUGACACACACAGAGAGGGAUAUGACCCCAACAUCACAUAUGGAAGUAGUUUUGUGGUUCCUGUUUCUGGCUUUCUGUGUCAACUCUGUAACAAGUUCUUCUACAGAGAGACAACAGCACGACACACACACUGCAGGACACACACACACUACCUCAACCUGCAGAGUCGACAGACGAGAUGUGAAGGUGAGGACACAUCUGCUCUGACCUGACCCGCUCAGACCGUAUCCCACAAUGCAUCUAUGUAUCCAGGUGACGGACUGAUGAGGACGUCUUCCUGCUGUCUGAUGUAUUUUCAUGUUCCACCUGUUCUCCACAGAACUUUAACAUCACAGCUGACCUUUUCCACACAAACAAUUAAAACAUUAAAGUAAAACUGUACAUUCAGUAGCUGUCCUGUUUUUCAUUGGCUAAUAUUCAGAUGAUGUUUAGACCAUCAGUGACAUCUGGUGGCUGUUAGAUGAACUGCAGCCUGAGCACAAUCAGAGUUUUACAGUGUGUAUUAGUUAAGACUUUAUUCAUCUGGCACUGGAGAAAUUUACUCUUACAGAAGCUCUU